CAAAAUGGCGGGCGUCAUAUCUUGAUUGGGCUUCGAAACCGGUGAAAAAUAACAGAGAUUUUAAACAAAUUAUAAGAUUUUGGCAUUUAUGAAGGAUUCCCAGGAAAGUAUGGUUGUUCAAGAGCCAGUACAGGCUGCUAUAUGGCAUUGUUUAAACCACUAUGCCUACGAAGACGCUAUUUUCCUUGCUGAGAGAUUAUUUGCCGAAGUUGGGUCUGAUGAAGCCUUGUUUUUACUAGCAACAUGCUAUUACCGAGCAGGACGACCUAUAAACACUUACUGGUUGUUGCAGUCCAAGGGAUGUAGAACACCCCAAUGUAAAUUUUUACUUGCACGCUGUUGCUUAGAUCUUGAAAAAUUGUCUGAAGGAGAGACCUGUUUAGCGGGUAAUGUUUUUAAUAAAUCCAAAUCAAAUGAUGACAUCAUAAGUGAAUUUGCCGACUCAGCGGGUUUUGUAUUCUCUAUGUUGGGAGAUAUAUUUAGCCAUACUGAAAGGUUUUCCAAAGGAACUGAAUAUUAUAAAAAAAGUUUAAAAUGUAAUCCAUUUCUCUGGUCCUGUUACCAAUCUCUGUGUGACUUAGGAGAAAAGCCAGAUCCCAAUAAGAUAUUUCAUGUAUCAUCAUUGCCAAAUUUCUCCACAUGUCAGUCUUUUGGAUAUUCUGCCAUACCUUCUGUUAACCAGCCAACUGAAAAUGUACCUAUGACAACGGAAACAACCCACUUCCAAGAUUCUACUCCAAUAACAUCAAGUAUAAUGAAAGAAUCCAACUCCACUUCCCCAGACACGGGUAACGAGUCAAGUACCAUAUCUACACCAGACAUAGUGCAAUCAGGAUUAUCCUCUUCAAACAUUGCAUCACGUGGUGCUGGCCGUACUAGACCAAGGGUUGGUAGAACUCUAUUGGGUAUACCAAGUAUACAAUUUAGUCCAAGUUUUGGUGUGUUACCGUUAGAUACACCCAGUCCAGGGGAUACCGGACCUAAUAGUUAUAUUACACCGCCCACUACAGGGUUGAAUGACAUGCAGAUGACUACAGCACCCAAGAAAACCUUACCACGGCGAAAUAUGAGUGCUACAACAACCAAACCAGUAUUUACACAGUCUGGCAACAGUAGUAAUCGUGAUAUUCAGAUAACACAGACACCAAGUCCACAUAUAGGUCCUCCACAGCAAGUAUUAUUUCAAGGUGUGCGUCGCAGCUCCAGACUUUUUAGCAGUUCUAAUUCAGUUAAGGAAAAUGCAGCUAAGAAAGCUCCAACAAAAAUUAAGUUUCAAUCACCCAAAGUUCCGACGAGAAAGACGAAAACCAGAAGCAGUAAAAGCACGACGAUAUCCGAACAGAGCGAUGUGAAAGGUGAAGGAAUGCCACUCAGUGAGUGUAUAAAACCACUACCAUUAACGCCUACUGUAGCACAGAUUGUUAAUUUCCAAAAAGCAUCUGCAGAGGGUCUGAUGUGUUUAUUACGAGACAUCGCUAAAUCUUAUUUAUCACUGAGUCAGUAUGAUUGUCGGAAAUCUAUCACAUCUUUCAAUAAUCUACCUAUGCAUCACUAUAAUACACCAUGGAUACUCUGCCAAGUUGGCAGAGCAUACUUUGAAAUGGCAGAGUACAACCAAGCUGAAAAGUACUUUGGUGAAGUGCGUAGGAUAGCACCAUACUACUUGGAAGGGAUGGAGAUGUAUUCAACUACAUUAUGGCAUUUACAAAGGGAGGUGGAACUAUCAGCAUUGGCACAGGAACUUGUAGAAAUUGACAAAGAAGCCCCAGAGGCUUGGUGUGCAACAGGGAACUGUUUUAGUCUUCAAAAAGAACAUGAUACAGCUAUCAAAUUUUUCCAAAGAGCAAUUCAGUGUAAUCCAAACUUUGCUUAUGCUUAUACAUUACUUGGACAUGAAUAUGUAUUAACAGAAGAAUUAGAAAAAGCAUUGGCAUGUUUUAGGAGUGCCAUCAGAAUUGAUGUUAGACAUUAUAACGCAUGGUAUGGUGUUGGUAUGAUUUACUAUAAACAAGAAAAAUUUGCAUUAGCUGAGAUGCAUUACAGAAAAGCAUUGUCUAUUAAUUCACAAAGUUCAGCUUUAUUGUGUCACAUUGGAGUCGUGCAGCAUGCAUUACAGAAAUCAGACGCUGCUUUAUCAACACUUAAUAUAGCACUGAAAUCAAACCCUAAAAAUGCACUUUGUAAAUUUCAUAAAGCAUCAAUAUUAUUUGCUACUGAGAAGUAUCAGGAAGCACUAAACGAGCUUGAAGAACUUAAAGAGAUUGUACCCAAAGAAUCCUUAGUGUAUUUCCUACUAGGAAAGGUAUACAAAAAAUUGGGACAAACCCACUUGGCUUUAAUGAAUUUUAGUUGGGCGAUGGACCUGGACCCCAAAGGGACUAAUAACCAAAUUAAAGAAGCUAUAGAUAAAAGAUAUUUACCAGAUGAUGAUGAUCCAACGGAUACAACACUCAGUGAAGUAAACCCUGAUGCUGCAGUUAUUGCUGAUGUAGCUGCAGCUGUGGUUGGUGCUGUUGCUGACGCUGACGCUGCAGCUGAUGCUGCAGGCAACGACAAUGAAAUGGAGAUUGAAGGAGAUGAUGUCCAGUUACAGUCAGAUGACAUGCUACAAGCCAAUGAGAGUGAUGAAAGUCUAUGAUGAUGUCAUAAGGCCAAUGUGCUAAUUUUUUUAAUGAAACCAUGGAAACAUGCAAAUGUGAUUCUGUUAACCAGUCAUAUUCAAGUACAAAAGAUGUAUGUAAAUGUUACACAUAACUUACCGAUGGGAUUUAUUGAUUUUGUAUUUUGUAAAUAGCAUAUAGAGAUGUAUUAUUUCACAUAAAAAAGCAUGAUUUUAGCAUUUCUAAGACAGAUAUUAAUAUGCUUCAACUUUACACUGGUAAAGUGUAUCAGGUGGUGCAUAUGCAUUAUUUUCAGG
Saccoglossus kowalevskii is the source of this 2917-nucleotide messenger RNA. RefSeq names its product cell division cycle protein 27 homolog. Gene Ontology annotation, molecular function: protein binding. Lineage: Eukaryota; Metazoa; Hemichordata; Enteropneusta; Harrimaniidae. Gene Ontology annotation, cellular component: anaphase-promoting complex; cytoplasm. The record is from RefSeq and is a predicted model, not a curated record. Gene Ontology annotation, biological process: cell division; metaphase/anaphase transition of mitotic cell cycle; anaphase-promoting complex-dependent catabolic process.